GCUAAGUGUAACAUAGUCAAACUUCAAAGGGGGGUAUCCAAACCAUAAUAAUCAAACUGACCAGCCCCUUUUAUAAGAUCAAAAACUUAAAGUUUUAUUUAUUCUCGCCACCCCCAACAAACAACAACAACUCCCAUCAAGAUUCGGUUCUACAGUCGUAUUAUCUUUGUACUUGUAUCUUUACUAUUUGUAUUCACUUUGCUAAUUUUUCCUAAUUCAAUACUACCUACUAUGUCAUUGCAACCACAACAACAGCGUCACCAUCAAUCAGUAACAUCGAUUUCUAAAGUCUAUGCAGAUGUGCUCGCUUCUAAACCCCAAGCUUAUUACGAUUACGACGAUUUGAACAUCAAAUGGAACUCACAAGAGAAUUAUGAGAUUAUAAAGAAGUUGGGCAGAGGGAAAUAUUCUGAAGUCUUUUUGGGGAUUGACUUGAUCAAGAGAAACAAAGUUGUUAUUAAGGUGUUGAAGCCCGUCAAGAGAAAGAAGAUCAAGCGUGAAAUCUCCAUAUUGUCGAAUUUGGUUGAUGGACCAAACAUUAUAAAAUUGUUGGAUGUGGUUAGAGAGCCUCAACUGAAAACUCCCGGAUUGAUAUUCGAAUACGUCAAUAAUAUUGAUUUCAGAAGUUUGUAUCCUACGUUUACCGAUUAUGAUAUUAGAUUUUACAUGUAUGAAUUGUUACGAGCAUUAGAUUACUCGCAUUCCAUGGGGAUAAUGCACCGAGACGUCAAACCUCAUAAUGUUAUGAUUGAUCAUGAAAAGAAGAUUUUGAGAUUGAUUGAUUGGGGGUUAGCCGAGUACUACCACCCAGGAACGGAGUACAAUGUUAGAGUUGCUUCACGGUACUUUAAAGGACCGGAAUUAUUAGUUGAUUUCAGAUUGUAUGACUAUUCCCUUGAUCUUUGGUCUUUUGGAUGUAUGUUGGCAUCCAUGGUUUUCAUAAAAGAGCCAUUCUUCCAUGGUAAAUCCAACACUGAUCAAUUGGUACAAAUUGUGCGAGUAUUGGGAUCGAAUAGCUUAAACAAAUACCUUACAAAGUACAAUUUGACCUUGAGUGACGAAUACGAAGAUAUAGGAUACUACAACAGACGACCAUGGGAAAGAUUUGUCAAUGAUAAUAAUCAACAUUUGGUGCUGAAUGAGUUUUUGGAUUUCAUUGAUAAGUUGUUGAGAUAUGACCAUCAAGAGAGAUUGACUGCAAAAGAAGCUAUGAACCAUCCCUACUUUGAUCCGGUAAGACCAAAGAAUUAGAUUUUAGACUGUGCUAUGAUUAGUUGAAGAUAUAAUUAAUGUAAUUCUGUCAAAAUAUAGUAAAUUAAGUUUAAGCAUUCAUCCAAAUUAGGUAAUAAAAGUUAUCGACUAAAUUAUGACUUUGUACAUACAUAUCUGUUGGAUAACUAAAUGUGACGGUAAUACAUUUUGGCAAUUUUUUUCGCAAUUUUUUGAGAAUAUAUUGGAGACCUAGAACAUCCCCUCUCUAAAGCCAACUCAAGCUUAUGUAAUAGAGUUCUG
Molecule: messenger RNA, 1512 nt
Organism: Spathaspora passalidarum NRRL Y-27907
Lineage: Eukaryota; Fungi; Ascomycota; Pichiomycetes; Serinales; Debaryomycetaceae
Gene: CKA1
Product: casein kinase 2 catalytic subunit
Exons: 1
Coding region: 232-1251 (339 amino acids)
Biological process (GO): regulation of transcription by RNA polymerase III; DNA damage response; regulation of transcription by RNA polymerase I
Cellular component (GO): protein kinase CK2 complex; nucleus; cytosol
Molecular function (GO): ATP binding; protein serine/threonine kinase activity
Source: RefSeq, a predicted model, not a curated record